This is a messenger RNA of Salvia splendens (bonfire salvia), 605 nucleotides long. RefSeq lists its product as uncharacterized. NCBI's taxonomy places the organism in Eukaryota, Viridiplantae, Streptophyta, Magnoliopsida, Lamiales, Lamiaceae. The transcript has 2 exons. The record is from RefSeq and is a predicted model, not a curated record. Bases 133 to 393 code for a protein of 86 amino acids.
AAAAUCAGAAGUCGUCGUGUGAGAAAUAGCGACUUGUGCUACUGAAAACGUGUCUUCUCUUCCUCUGGAAACGGUGGCUCUGAUAGUGUUUGAGUUGCACUGCCAAUUUACAGGGGCGCAGUUUAUACGAGCAUGGCGCUUAAUUUGUCAAGAAUUCCGUUCCCCCGAUUCUUCAGGCAGGUGGAGCAUGACAUUGAAACUGUGGUUAAGGUGCUGCAACCUGGACCUUUGGGAGUAAUAGAGCACAAGUUCACUGAUGAGGAGAUAAAUAGUGCAAAUUUAACUGUAAAGAGAGCAGUGAAGAACUGGCAGAGGACUGCUUACAGUGAAAGGAAUAAUCCUAUCAUGAAAGAUUUCAUAGAUGUCAAGACUUUUACUUUCCAAAAGCCUUAAAUGAUUACUGUAAUUUGUAAGCUGUCUGAUCUUACAUGCUUAUAUAGGUCUAUAAUUUACUUUUUUUGACGAAGAUAUUUACAUUUCAUGGUAGAUCAAAUGACUUUAGUUCCUUAUGUGCCUGUUGCUUGCGGACCACAAUCUGGACGAUGUUUGUUUCAAACUUGGUUAUCGACUUAUUGUGUUAAUCAAAAUGUACCUAUUGUUCUGAA